This is a messenger RNA of Aspergillus heteromorphus CBS 117.55, 3003 nucleotides long. RefSeq names its product threonine/serine exporter family protein. Gene Ontology annotation, biological process: transmembrane transport. The record is from RefSeq and is a predicted model, not a curated record. Lineage: Eukaryota; Fungi; Ascomycota; Eurotiomycetes; Eurotiales; Aspergillaceae. The transcript has a single exon. Gene Ontology annotation, molecular function: transmembrane transporter activity. Bases 224 to 2833 code for a protein of 869 amino acids.
AGGCUACUGGGAGAAGAACCCCCCAGCCCCUCUCCAAGCCACGGUGCUGGACACCGAAGAGGGUACCUCCCCGUAUUGGAGUUCUACGUGUAGGAAUCGGGAGGGGAGCACAGAUAAUAAAAUAGAAUCCCGAAACCUCCAGAGACAACGAGUCACACAGGGAGUACCGCCAAUUCCGCGGAUUGAAGACGAAGAGCCGGCAAGUCACGAACAGCCACCAAGAAUGGCUGGCGGUUAUUUCGAUCUGCCCACCUCUUCCUCUACCAGGCGUUCAAGCCUUUCUGAUCCAUCCGGAGGACCCAGCGGAUCCUCCCCAGGGCCGCGUGUCUCAACCCCCCUGCCGACCCCCAAUGAGAGGCGGCAGGAGAGGUCGCCAGACUCCGGCGAAGCUCAGGGCAGGUAUCGGAAUGCAGGAAUCCUCAAGAGCGCGAAUCGGGUCAAAUUCACGGUCAGCGAGGCGGGCCUUGGCAACAGUCCCCUCGGAUCGACGUCAGAGACCCGGUGGGAGGGAAGGGGGUCACCACUGCCCCAAAGACCAUUGCCCACGGCGAGCAUUCCAUCGGCAGUCAGGGCGCCCCUCGACUCCCAAUCAGUGCCUGCGAUCGAUAUCAGCGCCGCUGCGCCGGCAGGUGUCACGGGCCUCACGGUCCACUCAGCAGCCAGCUCCACGGGGCUCACGGGCGAGGAUGAUGAAGUCAGAAAUGAGAAGGGGAGAGCUAUCCACUCCGCUCAAGAGAGAGCCCAGCGGCUGGCAUCCUUGCUGCACCGACCUUCUAAAUCCCCGACGCCCAGUUCCUGGUCCUGUCGGCGCCCAUCGAUCGCAUCAUUGAGUCCCACAGAGGUGGUGCUGCCGUCAGAAGAUGGGGAUGAGAUUCCUAUGAUCAGUCUUCCCGAGAAACAGCAUCUUGACGAAUACUCAGAAGACGAUGAAGUCGGCCCCCUGAACGCCCGACAAUCGACACGUACCUCCCAAGCUCACCAACUAGUCACGCAAAUGACUCGCCCUGAUUUCAGCUUCCUGACCAGGAUCCAGGGCCCUUCCCCUGGGCUCCGAUCCGGGCAGGUCACUCCCAUGGAGGACAGGGAUCCCGACCACUACGUCGAACGCCCAGCCCAUUACCGCGGCGGUAUCCUCUCCUCCUUACUCAAACUCUACGACCAGCCCGCGAACCACUACUCGCGGGCUCGCCAUGGCCGUUCCCAUAGCAUUGGAGAGCUCAGUGAUCACGGCUUGUCGCCGGUGCCGUCCUGGAAGUCCCAGCGGCCCCGGAAGUGGUACGAGAAGUCCCCUAACCACUCCAGCACCUCGCUGGCCGACUCAGCCAAGGACGCGACUACAUCCCCGAUCGCGAUGCUCAAGCGUUCGCGGAGCAGCGGGGCCAUCCCUACGGCGGCGCCCAAGCGGAUGGGCAAGCCGCAACUGGAGGACGAGAUCCGCAUCACCGUGCAGAUAGCGGAGCUGCUCUCGCGCCAACGGUAUCUGAUUCGGCUCUGCCGGGCUUUGAUGAAGUACGGGGCUCCCACCCAUCGGUUGGAGGAAUAUAUGAAGAUGACGGCCCGUGUAUUGGAGGUAGACGGCCAAUUCCUGUACAUACCUGGCUGUAUGAUCAUAUCCUUCGACGACACGUCGACUCAUACCACGGAAGUGCGUUUGGUGCGGAGCCACCAGGGAGUCGAUCUGGGGAGGCUCUGCGACGUGCAUUUGAUCUACAAGGAGGUGAUACACGACGUGAUUGGAGUGGAGGAAGCGAUUCAACGGUUGGACGAAAUCAUGAAGGACAACAACAAGUACCCAAUUCCGGUGGUCAUUCUAGUCUACGGAUGUGCCAGCGCUUGCGUCGGUCCGUUCGCGUUUAACGCUCGCCCCAUCGAUAUGCCCAUCGCCUUUCUCCUCGGAUCUCUCCUGGGUAUCCUGCAGCUUGUGCUUUCGCCCCGCUCCAACCUAUACUCGAACGUCUUUGAAAUCUCCGCCGCCGUCUUGACCUCUUUUUUGGCUCGGGCUUUUGGCAGUAUCCGGUACGGCGAUGGCCGGCUCUUCUGUUUCUCUGCCCUGGCUCAAUCUUCGAUUGCGCUGAUCCUUCCCGGAUACAUGGUGCUGUGCGCCAGCCUUGAACUGCAGUCCCGCAGCAUUGUCGCGGGAUCGGUUCGCAUGGUGUAUGCCAUUAUUUACUCCCUCUUCCUGGGGUUCGGCAUCACAAUUGGGACAGCCGUCUAUGGCUUGUUGGAUGACGAUGCGUCCUCGGACUACACUUGCCCCGCCAGCCCUAUCACCAACGAAUACCUCCAGCAUUUCCCCUUCGCCAUUCUUUUCACCUUUUGUCUUGCAGUCAUUAACCAAGCGAAGUGGCGGCAGAUGCCAAUGAUGUUAUUCAUCGCCUUCGCAGGCUACGUGACCAAUUAUUUUGGCACGAAGCGAUUCUAUUCCAGCAGCCAGAUCUCCAAUGCCCUGGGGGCUUUCGUCAUUGGGGUGAUGGGGAAUCUCUAUAGCCGACUCCGACAUGGCUUUGCUGCUGCCGCAAUGCUACCAGCCAUCUUCGUUCUUGUACCGUCUGGCCUUGCUGCCAGUGGAUCGCUGAUCUCAGGCAUCGCCGCCGCAGAACAGAUCACCACGGCGCCAACUGCGUUCUCUGUCGUCGCUAACGGAACACAGGGGUUCGUGGAUGCGGCGAAGAACAUGUCCAGCCCCUCGUACGAGCGCGAGUUCCACGGCGUGGUCCUGGACAUCGGUUACGGGAUGAUCCAGGUAGCCGUUGGGUUCACUGUCGGCUUGUUCUUAGCCGCGCUGGUUGUCUAUCCACUUGGAAAGAAGCGAAGUGGACUAUUCAGCUUCUAGUCUAGAUACAAGCUACACUUCGAUUCGACCGACCCUUCACUCCGUCUAUCCUUACCCAGCCUUUCGUUUCCCUCUAGCUCACUCUAGACAAUCCGGUCACCUCACUCACCCUUCCUUGCAUUGCUGCCUUGAAGCGAAUUGUCCUGUUCUUCAGCGUGGACUUCUUUAUG